Messenger RNA from Nerophis lumbriciformis (worm pipefish), 1323 nucleotides. It is a transcript of the gene commd10, whose product is annotated as COMM domain containing 10. NCBI's taxonomy places the organism in Eukaryota, Metazoa, Chordata, Actinopteri, Syngnathiformes, Syngnathidae. The record is from RefSeq and is a predicted model, not a curated record.
UUUCCCGAGACGUCUUGUGACAGCAGGAAAAGAGGAGUGAUAACAAAUUGAGGAUGCUGUGACUGCACUCUCUCUUUAUACUUCUUUAAUCUGCAUAGUUUUCCGAGCCAUAAUGGCCUCGGUUAUUAAAGAAACACAGAGUAUAAAGGAAGCAGUGACUCUCAUAAAUGGCAUAGACGUCAACAAGUUCUCCAGACUGAUAUCCCGCAUCACGCAAAAGCUUCACCUCAAGGGUGAAAAGACAUUCAGUGAGGAAGAGGAGCAAAAACUUCUCUCUGCUCUUACACUGGACAAGCAAUCUCUAAAUUUAGUCCUGGAAACGUCUGCUUUCAUUCUUGAGCAGGCGCUGUAUCAUAAUAUCAAACCCGCAUCUCUGCAGAAACAGCUUCAGGCAAUUCAUGUGAACCCAGAAAAGGCUGAGGUGUUCUCUCAAACGUGGUCCACCUCUGGCCCCGAGCUGGUGGACCGACUAAAGCACAAUAUCUUUGCCCCCAAGAAGCUGGAUUUUGUCGGAUGGCAGUUGAACCUACAGAUGGCCCAGUCCAGCCAGGCCAGGCUCAAGUCCCCCAGUGCUGUACUCCAACUGGGCCUCCACAAUGAAGACUCUAAGGCUCAGGAAAAUGUAUUUGUUGAGUUCAACCACCAGGAGUUGCUUGAGUUCUACAACAAGCUUGAAAUCGUACAAGGCCAAUUGGAUUCCCUGACUUGAUCUUUGUUAAAAAAAAAAAAAAACACACACAAUCUCACACACAUACACGGCACACUUUAGUUGUGUUUGGCAGACAGCUUAGAGCAGUGGUCCCCAACCACCGAUUGGUACCGGGCCGCACAGGAAAUACAAUUAAAAAAACAUUUUUUAAUUUUAUUUUUAUUUUUUAUUAAAUCAACAUAAAAAACACAAUAUAUACCGUAUUUUUCGGACUAUAAGUCGCAGUUUUUUUCAUAGUUUGGCCGGGCUCCAGUGCGACUUAUAUAUGUUUUUUUCCUUCUUUAUCAUGCAUUUUCGGCAGGUGCAACUUAUACUCCGGUGCGACUUAUACUCCGAAAAAUACGGUACAUUAUAUAUCAAUAUAGAUCAAUACAGUCUGCAGGGAUACAGUCCGUAAGCACACAUGAUUGUAUUUCUUUAUUAAAAAAUAAAAAAUACCCCCACCCCGCUGGUCCACUGGAUUAGAGGAUAUUUGUAAAAACAACACACAAGCCCUUUUGAAAACAAUACAUCUUUUUUUCUUUACUAUAGAGAAGUCUGAUUGUGUGUGUCACAUUUUCAUCUGCAGGCUGUUGGAAGAAUGUAGGUUUUGCCAAUAAAGCUUCUUAAAUAAG